UCAUCAGGUAAUUAUAUUGCUCUUUAAGAGUCCGAGAUUGUCAAUCAAAUUCUCCGCGGUUGUCACGAGGUUAAUGUAUAACGCUCUAGCGGAAACCUAAAAGGAAACAUGUUACGAGCUAAUUAAAAGACUGAUGUCGGUAUUCGAAGCUCGCAAAAUCGUGUAAGUUUUCGCUUUGUUUCAUCACGUCUCUAAUUGGAGGGAAAUCUUUGGAUGAUGAGCAACAAGACCGGGGUAAGAAGUCCAGCGGCAAGAUUAAGAAGUCUGGCUUUGAGUAGGUCUGUUGGCAGACCAAAGCUGCGAAAAGCUCUGUCGGUAAACAGCGAAAGUGAGUUAUUGAAGGCAGUCUCUGGGGCUUCACUCACGACAGGCAAAGAUUUCGGGGUGAGCAAAACCCCACCUUUACAAAGGAAAACUCUUAGUGCCUCUGAAAAUGUGCUUUCAUUCAAGUUACAAGCCAGUUCAUAUAAGGAAUACGACAGAGAAAUCAUGACUUCAGGCAACCAUGCGGAAAACGUCAGUAAACAGCCAAGGACUGGCAAAGAAUAUCACAAAACAAACGGUUUGGAUCGUAAGGAUUUAAACUCGAGAAUGCAGGAGAUAAUUCGCCAGAGUUUGUCUGCGCACCUUGAAAGUACGGAAUACAAUCACGAAAUCUGUGGCAGCAAGUGUAGAACUAUAAGCCAAUCAAUAGAGAAAGGUGUUAAAUCUCUUUGUGAUACUCAAUACAAGAUUACAGCUCUGGUUUACAUCGGUGCUAAUCGAGACCGAGGAAUUGAAAUUUCUAGCCAGUGUGUUUGGAAUCCGAGGACAGAUAACUUUGCGAUGGCAACAUUUGGCACGAAUUCGUUGUUCGCAACAGGGAUUGUUUUCGCUACGUUAUUCAACGGCGACUAAAUGUUUGUCCGCAGAUAUUUAGUUCUUGAGGGAAUCACAGCUCUCCCGCAGGAGCUAAUAUACUUUUCACUUCAUAAGUAUUAACAAUAGAAGAAAAAACAGUGUGGGACAUGUUGAAAGUGUUAUUCAAUAAUAGGGACAUAAUUAGUUGUACGAUUAAAGUAAAAAUAAAAACGCCGUUGUAAAUUGUCAGGUGAGCGGGCGCUUCAUUAAUUUCAACUGUUUGUAAAGGUUCAGUAUUUCAGGAGAACAAAGGACUUUGAGUUUUGGAGUCCUUGAGUCGUAACUAAAUAGUCAAAACUUUUCGUUUCAAUUUUUUUUUUCAAUUCCAGUGUUCAAAGACUGCGUAGAACCAGGAGUUUUAUGAUAGAUCAUUUCAAACUCAAUAAACAAAUAACGCUCGUACUCUAAAGCCCAAAUACACUUGUGUAACUUUAUUAAAUAAUUUAUUCACGUUAAA
Messenger RNA from Stylophora pistillata, 1357 nucleotides. RefSeq lists its product as uncharacterized. Gene Ontology annotation, molecular function: dynein intermediate chain binding. Gene Ontology annotation, cellular component: cytoplasm; cytoplasmic dynein complex. The record is from RefSeq and is a predicted model, not a curated record. Gene Ontology annotation, biological process: microtubule-based movement. NCBI's taxonomy places the organism in Eukaryota, Metazoa, Cnidaria, Anthozoa, Scleractinia, Pocilloporidae.